This is a messenger RNA of Penicillium hordei, 4452 nucleotides long. RefSeq lists its product as uncharacterized. The transcript is spliced from 5 exons. Gene Ontology annotation, cellular component: nucleus. Gene Ontology annotation, biological process: protein polyubiquitination; DNA damage response. Lineage: Eukaryota; Fungi; Ascomycota; Eurotiomycetes; Eurotiales; Aspergillaceae. The coding region runs from base 1 to 4452 and encodes 1483 amino acids. The record is from RefSeq and is a predicted model, not a curated record. Gene Ontology annotation, molecular function: ATP-dependent chromatin remodeler activity; ATP binding; ubiquitin protein ligase activity.
AUGAGUGUGGUCAUAGAAGAUAUUGCAUUACCAGACGCGACUCUCGAGUCUCUAUACCCCAUCUUCCAACAAUGCGAUGACCGUCCUACUAAGCGGCGCAAGACUACUAAAGGGAGAGCAAGGAGUCUGACAAAAGAAAAUGGGGUAACAGCAAUGGGAAUCCCUCUGGGCUACAUUCCAUUAGCACGAUUGACAAUGCGCAUAAAACCCUCGAACACGAGCACGCACCAAUUUAAAAAGCCGUACGACCCAAAUAUCUCCACCUCCCGCGUUCCUAUACUCCUAGAUGUUCGAAGCGUUCAUUUUCUCAACGACGAUCUGAACAACACGCCACAACCAGACUCGGCCAAUGGCGACCCCAGUCGUAUGGAACUGGAAAUAUCGAGUCUCGAUGAAGAAGAAUUGCUGAUAUAUCCGUGCGAGGAUUUGCGGCUGUUUGAUCUCCUUGGGCAACUUCUGGCCGCCAGUAAACUUCCUCACGUGGACCAGUUCUCCAAUAAUGUGCCCACAGCCUGCUACCAAGCGCACCUGUGUGCCUUGUCAGAUGGAGCAACUUUUGCUAUCGAGACGGUUGUUCUUUGGAGCGAUUCUAUCGAGACCCCAGAUUUAAACCGUUUGACGGAAGCAGACCUGGAAGCUUUUACAAGAUAUGUGCUGCAAGAAAAAUGUGUUCGCCCAUCGACAUUGACCGAACCACGCAAAUAUCGUAAUAAAAUGCUGGGAACCCCCCAAGAAUGGUCUCCCCGGGAUUUCUACAAGAAUGUUCACGUUCCCAAGCUCACAGACAGUUCGACGAAUAUCAAAUGCCCCGAUUUAAAAUGCAAGCUAUUCCCGUUUCAGAGAAGAGCCGUUCGUUGGCUUUUACAAAGAGAAGGAAGAGAGGUCGGGCCAAAUGGCGAGAUUAUGCCCAUGGAGGAACUCCCCAAAAGUGACCUUCCAGCUUCUUUCAAUUCCACUAAAGAUGCCGAUGGACGGACCUACUACUUCAGUCAUCUUUUCAUGAUUCUGACCACAGACCUUUCUGGGUGGCACGAUGCCGCAGAUAAUCUGAAAGGUGGAAUACUUGCAGAGGAAAUGGGGUUGGGCAAGACAGUCGAAGUGAUUGCGUUGAUAAACCUGAAUAAGCGAGAAUCACAGCCCGUCAAGGCUGAUCCUGACGGGUUGAGACCUACUGGCGCCACUUUGAUCAUUACACCACCCGCGAUUCUUGAGCAAUGGAAACAAGAGUUGAAAGAGCAUGCUCCCACUCUGCAUGUUUACCAUUACAAUGGCAUCAAACGUGGGAAAGAAACAACUGACGAGAUGACUGUCGAAGAGCUUGCCGAGUUCGAUGUAGUUCUGACCACCUACAAUGUCAUCGCGAAAGAAAUUCACUAUAUGGGUGCUACUCCGAAACGAUCUCUACGGCACGAAAAGCGAUUUUUACAGAAGAGGACACCACUCGUUCGCCUCUCAUGGUGGCGUGUAUGUCUGGAUGAAGCUCAGAUGAUAGAGAGUGGAGUCAGCAAUGCGGCGAAAGUAGCUCGCUUGAUCCCUCGAGAGAUUGCUUGGGUUGUAACCGGUACCCCACUGCGCAGAAACAUAGACGACCUGUUUGGCCUUCUUCUUUUCCUCCAUUAUGAGCCGUUCUGCUUUUCAGCCCCCUUGUGGAGAAGAUUGUGCCUGUGUUUUGGGUCAGUCCUUGCCAAAAUCAUAAACACAAUCGCUCUUCGGCACAGGAAAGGUCAGUUAUUGGAUGAGCUUCGCUUACCACCCCAAAAGCGCAUCGUUAUCACUACUCCCCUCACAGCUGUAGAAGAACAGAAGUACGCUCAGAUUUUCGAGGAAAUGUGUGAAGAAUGCGGGUUGAAUGCCUUAGGAGCCCCCCUUCGAGGCGACUGGGACCCCGAAGAUCCUGUAAUUGUCGAUAAAAUGCGUACUUGGUUGACGAGACUCCGCCAAACGUGCCUCCAUCCCGAACUCUUCAGCUAUCGCCGAAUCCUAGGUACAGGCUCUGGUCCUUUGCGGACUGUGGCCCAAGUCCUGGAAGCUAUGACCGAGGCCAACGAGGCAGCUAUACGUACAGAAGAACGGUCGCUCCUUUUAUCUCAACUUCGACGAGGCCAGCUUCUAGAAAAUGCAAAACGUCGCCAAGAAGCACUCGCUCUUUGGCAGAAAGCAUUGGAUCAUGCCACUCAGCUGGUUGAAAACAGCAGAGAGCAACUUCGCCUACUGAAUACCAAAGGCACUACCGGCGACAAUAACGAGGCUACUCCGGGACUCAUCGAUCUGGAUGGCGAGGAGGAUGAUGAGGAUGAAAAAGAGGAAGAGGCGGACAAUAACAGCCACCUCGGUCAGUGUCGGCUGAAGCUUCGAGCUGCACUCGAGGUCCAGCAUAUUGCAGUGUUCUUCACUGCGAACGCAUAUUACCAAAUCAAGAGCGACCCAAAUUUGACCCAGCCAGAUUCGGAUGAGUUCAAAGCGCUUGAGAAACGCGAAGAGGAUGCUUAUGAGGCUGCAAAAGUCAUUCGCAAAGAGAUGUUAACUGAUAUUUCCCGGAAAGUCGAGCGCCGCAUGAAAGAAAUAACGGUUAAGGCACGAGACAAAAAAUUCGCGGAGAUCCCGAAAAUGAAACCCCAUCUCUACAGCAAAGGAAUCGAGUCAUACAAUCUACUCAGAAAGUUUGAAGAUUUCUGCGACGCUCUUAACAAGAAUGCCGAGCAAUACCAGGAAUGGCGGGAUGUCAUGGCCAGACUGGUCUCUCAGUCACUCAUUGACCAGGAAGAAGAAGCAAAGUUGGAGGGUGACGAGUAUGAGCGGUCAACAAAACAUCAAGAUGAGAUGUAUGUCUACAUGGAGGCUUUGAGGGCAAUAUACAGCGACCGUCAUGAUGCUCUCACUGGUGAAAGGAACACUCUCAUUUCCCACGAAGUCAAAUCCGGAAUCGUCCAGGCCGAAAGAGGUGAGGGGCCCUCCCCACAACUAUUUCUCAAGGUUAUGGAAACUCGCAGUCGGUUUAUACCUGAUCCUGAUAUCGGAUCGCUCCGCAACAUUGUCAGUGAGCUUCGCAAACUUGUGACGUCGCUGGAGUGGCAAGCCGGCUUGGGUAAUUCGCGUGCUCGUGCUGAACAUGAGAUUGUCGAAAUGGUCUUGAAAAACGCCGGUCAAAUGAUCGCUGAGCAACUGAAAGUAUCGAACAAACUGAGCAAAGAAGUUCAAAUUUUCCGCGACGCCAUGAACAAUCGACUAGAGUAUUACCGUCACCUGCAGCAGAUUUCGGAUACAGUGGCUCCAUAUGACGAGGAAAAUGCAGGCAAGCCGCUAGAUGAAACCGCUUUUACCCUGACGCUGGAGCAAGAGGGAGUCAUUGAAGGAAAGAUUGCAUCUCUCAAGUCCAAAGCAAGAUAUCUCAUUCACCUAAGAGAUGAUGCUAGCUCCGACAGUAAUGCUCGAGAGUGCAUUGUCUGCGGCUCGACCUUCGAAGUUGGUGUGCUGACCGUGUGUGGUCACAAGUAUUGUACUGACUGUUUGCGGCUAUGGUGGGCUGCACACCAAAAUUGCCCAAUGUGUAAGAGGAAGUUGAAGCGUAAUGAUUUCCAUCAGAUCACAUACAAGCCACAGGAGCUAGUUGUUCAAGAGGAAAAGACACCUGUCAAAUUGGAACACGAAGGUCAUUCUCAGAAUGCGAUUUACAGUGAUAUCAGCUCCGGUGAUCUCAAUGCGAUUAAGAAAAUUGACUUGGAGCAAUCUUACGGGACAAAAAUUGACACUUUGGCCCGACACAUCCUAUGGCUACGGGAACACGAUCCUGGCGCAAAGUCGAUCAUUUUCUCUCAAUACGGAACCUUUCUGUCGCACUUACAGUUCGCAUUCAGAUCCCUUGGAAUAAUUGCCACCAGUAUUGACUCCCCGGAUGGCAUUGAGAAGUUCAAAACAGACCCGGCUAUUGAGUGCUUUUGUUUGCAUGGCAAAGCACAGUCAUCCGGACUGAAUUUGAUUGUUGCAACCCAUGUCUUUCUAUGUGAGCCUCUAAUCAACACAGCAAUCGAGCUCCAGGUCAUUGCCCGGGUGCAUCGUAUUGGGCAAAAUCGACCAACCACAGUAUGGAUGUACCUUGUCUCUGGCACGGUGGAAGAAUCCAUAUAUGAGAUCUCAGUAACCCGACGCCUAGCUCACAUCAUGGAGAAAGAGAAGCAAGCCAAAACAGCACUAUUGGAAACCCCUGUCAACGGCGAUGGUGUUACUGAAGAGGAUAUUGAAUCUGCCAACUCGAUGGAACUACAAGAUGCCACUCUUACAACCCUGAUGCAACGCGGCUCUGUGGGUGGAGAAGUAGUAAAGAAGGAUGACCUUUGGCAAUGUCUCUUCGGAAAUACCAAGCAGAAAAAUGGCGCUGACCUUUCAGCUGAGGCAGAAAGGGAGGUUGGUCGGUUCUUGAGAGGUGAAGCUGCUGAGCAAAGAAUGGAGGGUUGA